Messenger RNA from Trichobilharzia regenti, 6690 nucleotides. NCBI's taxonomy places the organism in Eukaryota, Metazoa, Platyhelminthes, Trematoda, Strigeidida, Schistosomatidae. The record is from the annotation of a GenBank genome assembly.
AUGUCAGUUGUAAUAUCGCAUGAAUCUGUAUCACCCACUUUGAAUCGAAUGCGUAAUGAGGUACAACAGUUAGCUCGUUGGUUGACUACAAUCGGAAAUGUACUUGAAACUAGUCAAGCUAAACUCGGCGAUCGAUUUGACCAAGAAACUGAGAGUCAACAAUUACAGCAAAUAAAACAAGCUGUGACUGAUGGAAUUUUAUCAGAUAAACUGGUCAUCUAUCAUCCAGCCACUAUACAACUUAAAAUAAAACAAUUUCUAACGGAACUUGAAGCACGUAAACCUCAAAUAGAACGAAUGCAUUAUGAAAAAGAACGCCUUCUGUCUUGGACAACCAAAGAUCCAUCAGUUGAUGAGUUGGCAACACAAAUCUCUCGACUACUGUCUGGAUUUGCUCAGGCUAUUAUAGAGCUUGUUGAGGAUGAGACUAAACCGACCACUAUCUGCACUAACUCGACAAGUACUACUAAUACUAAUGCUAUACGAAGUAUCAAUUCUCGUCAUCAAACGGCUGUCCCGAGUCAAACUCACGAUUCAUCCAGAGAUUAUGCACCGAGUUAUUAUCUUUCAAGUGAACAGAAUAAAUCAGAACAGCCUAUGGUAAAACAAACAUACGAAGAUCCUACUUCGUUGUCUAGCCAAACACAACACUCUCCAACAUCAUCUCCAAUAAUUUAUGUCGAUUCAGUGAGUGUCAGUGGAAAAGAAAUUGAGAUAAACCCACCAGAUUCUACUAAUCCACCGUCAUCAAAUAGUCAAAGUGUUGUCAUGACAGCCAGUGAAAUCAAUGUUAGUGUCAUGCAUACAAAAAAUAGUGAAAUUCCCAGCUUAUCUCAGGUUGAAUUGGAAAAUAUUCAGGAAGAGAUUCAAUCGACUGAUACUGACACAGAUUCAUGUUUAACAGAACCACAAAUCUCACCAAACUAUUGUUAUCUAAUGAAUAAACGUCAUAGUCUAGAUGAAUAUGAAUUUAAAAAUUUAGAUUUCCCUAUAAAUAUGGAUUACUCUUCUGAUGAAAAGUAUCCAGGAGUUUUACAAGAAUUAGAAUCUCUUAAUGAAGCUAACAAACAGGAUGUCAACAAGAAUGAGUUGAUUUCAUCUGUAAAUAUACAAACUUCUGAGCAUAAUAUUUUUGUUGAUCAGUUACAAAAUCAAUGGAAUUCAAUUGAAAAACAAAUGAUUAAAAGAUCAGAACAAUUAGAUCAAAUAUUGACCGGUACACAGGCGUUGAAGGAAUUGGAACGUGAAGUAGAACGUGAAAUUAGCAAGGCAGAAGCAGAUUUGCAGAGUAUUGAUGCCUCAAAAUAUCAAGAAAAUGAACAAAGUUUAUCAGCCUCCAGAGUUCUUGUGAUGAGUCCAGAAACCUGUCGUAAACACUUACAAGAGUUAGUCGAUAGUUUACCCCAGAGAAGUGCUAAAAUUAGCAAUUACCAAAAUGAAUGUGAAGCUUUGAUGAAACAAUUUCGCUCUGAAGACACUAGUCGAAUACGUGCUGAUAUGGAAAAGUCGAUUAAACGCUGGAAUGAAUUGGAAAAAAUGAUUAAACAGACAAAACUUCAAUAUCUUGAAGAAAAACCAACUCCAGUGUAUGAUCAUUUCAAAGAACAACAAAGUAAACUGAAGGAUCGUAGAACGUCGAGUUCAGAUGGUAUAAGAAAGCCUACAUUGAAUGAACAAUUGGAGAUUAUUGAAAAUAAGUUCAAUCAAAUCUCUAAACUUGAAGCUGAACUAAAUCGUAAUGGUUCACAAAUGGAUAUUCAGUUGUUGAAUGAGAAAAAAGCUCAUCUUGUUGCUGAAUCACACACAUUGCAGACUGAAAUAAACAUGAUUGCAACACAGAUUGCCAGUACCGCCAAAUCAUCAGCUCAAGCUUUGAAUGUUUUACCCAAUCAAGAGUUCUUCCGACGUCUGCGUCAACUAAGAGAUAAAAUUGCCAACCUGCGACGUACAAUGCACUCGAGUUCAAGUAAUGCAAGUUUAUAUUUAGCCAGAUUAAAGGAACUAAACGAUUGGCUAUCGCAUAGAGAUGCUGCAUUUCGUGAAAUUCUUGUACCAAUUCAGGGUGAUUUAGGUAAUGUGAUCAAUUUGAGAGAACAAUUAUUAGGAUUAUUUCAAGAAUUGAAUGUGAAUCGUUUACAAAUUGAAGAAGUCCUGUGCCAUGGAAAUGCACAGUACAGCAGUGGUGGUGGUGGUGGUGGCGGUAGUACAGAGCGAGACGAAUUGGCUAACUUGCAAUCAAGUGAACGUGAUUAUGAUGGAGAGUCUGAAGCAUCUGAUUCAGGAGGUCAAAGUAAACCAACCAGUGGAGGAAGUGAACAAUGCACUGCAGAAGAUCGUGCUAUGCGUACAAAUCGUCGGAUAAGGCGACACUUGUAUCACUUGAAGAAACGAUGGUUGAACUUGAAUAAUAGCAUGCUAGACUUUAAAUGUCAACUUGAUGCUAUCUGGGAGCGUCUGUCCAAUUUCGGUUCAUUAUUAAAUGAUGCCAUUGCUCAAGUAAAAAGUGCUGAAUCAGUAACGCUUAAAUGGAUCCCUAUUGAACGUUUGGCAAGUGAACAUAUAAAAACGGAAUUAGAUCAAACUAAGUCUUUCUAUGAAGCUUGUGAGCCACUAGCGCAUUCAUUGGAUAGCCUUGAACGACAAGUCCUUCAGUUGCAAGAAAUACAAGUCCAGAUUGAGCCCAAAUUACGUGUACAACUCAACUGCAUCAGAAAUGAGUUUGAAAGGAUUCGUGUUGUCACACAGACUAGGAUUCAUCAUCUGAAUCAAAGUUUAUCCGCUCUUCAAAUGAUGCCUCAGAGACCUAGAUACCAAACUGUUACUCGUACUCCGUCACAACGUACUCAAGCAUCCCGUUAUGACCCGGUAGAACCACUUGAAACGUCUAUGCCAGAAGCUUCAGUGCAUACCAGGAGUGUUCCCUUACAUGAUUCUGUUCGUCUACCCUGGGAAAGAUGCGUUCACCCGUCUGGUACACAGGUUCCAUAUUACAAAAAUCAUGAAACUCAGGAAACUCAAUGGGAUCAUCCAAUACUAUGUGAUCUAAUGAAAUCAAUAAAACAAUUUAAUACUGUUCGAUUUUCAGACUACCGGACUAGUCUGAAACUACGUCGAUUACAAAAAGAGUUGUGCUUUGACUCAAUUAGUAUAUCAAUCGUUGCUGAGAAUCUAAAGCAUAUUGGUCAUUCACAGUCGAUAAGUAAUCCUAUGCUUGGCCAACAAACAAGUGAUCCCUUUGACCGAAUGAUAAGUGUACCACAGAUUAUUGAUUACUUACUGCAAUUAUUUAACCAUACGCGAGCUUUGUAUGGAUUGAAUAAUAGUGGCCAGUAUUCUUCAAAUGAUGGAGCAGAUGGACAGAAUUAUAGGAAGGAGACAACUUUAAGGCGCAGUGAAGGUGAGGCAGUCGUAAACGAUAGUCAAGAAGCUAAUUCGAAUAUGAAAACUGGUGUAACCGACCGUUAUUCUACAUUACCGGCUUCAGGAUCCUAUGAGGAUGACUUUAAGACAAGCACAAUGCAAUCUCAAAAUCAAUCGAAAAAUUGUAUGGGCAGCUUUUUGCGUUCCUCUUCAACAACACGGGGGCGUAAGUUAUCCUCGUCAGAUGAACAUGAGAACAGUAGAAAAAUGACUAAAACACCUGUACGUGAUCCAGGUUGUCAUACAAUAGAAAAUGAAAAUGCACUCAGUGAAGAUAAUCGAAGUUCUAGUCUUCCAAUUUGUACUAUCAUGCAAGUCAAUCCAAAAGGCAAUAGUAAUAUUAUUAAUGGUGGUGUUGAAAAGGAAAUGAACAUCACUAACCGUAGUCGAAAAAACACAAUGAGACGUAGGAAACAUUACCUUAUUGGUUCAAUUAAACGUCCAGUGAAUGUUUGCGUCGACCUUAUACUAAAUUGGUUAUUGAAUGUUUAUGAUCGUAUGCGACGUGGUACAAUCCGUGUUCUAUCAUUUAAGGUGGCACUGGCCUUGAUGUCAAUGGCAAAUUUAGAUGAAAAAUAUCGUUACCUUUUCAGUUUGAUAUCUGAUCGUGAUGGUUGUGUAGACGAACAACGAUUGGGUGCUUUACUUUACGAGUGUGUACUUAUUCCACGUAAUCUUGGUGAAACUGGACAUUUAGGCAAAGAAGAUUUCAAUCAAUGCGUAAAAGCCUGUUUUCAACAAGUCCUUGAAAUUUCUAAACACUCAGACAAAAUGGAUGGAACACUAACGUAUCAUUCUAAACCAUCAGCAAGGAUUGCGCAUUUCUUGACCUGGCUUCGUUUAAAUCCACAGACGUUAACAUGGCUGCCGUUGCUUCAUCGUCUUGCAUUAUCUGAACAAGUCAUCCAUCAUAUUCGAUGUAGUGUAUGCCAUAAUCAGCCUUUGGUUGGAUUAAGGUACCGUUGUCUUAGAUGCCUGAAUUUUGAUAUGUGUCAGCAAUGCUUUUUCGCUGGAAGAACAUCUAGGAACCAUAAGCUCACUCAUCCAAUGCAAGAAUACUGUAGUCAUUCUACUUCAACAGACUCAUUUCGUGAUUUUACAAGGAUUGUGAGAAAUCGUUUUCGAUCCAGAGAUCGGUUGAAUGAAGAGGCAGAAGGUCGCAAAUUAAAUUCAAAUGGUCAAAAAGUUCGUCGGUCUAGCACAAGUCGGACACGAUGUAAACGUCACAGUCUGAGUAGUUUCGAUGAAGACAAACCUCGUCCAGCACCAAUGUACAGUCAAGGCCCAUUCUCUGACUUUGCAGAAUAUCAAAAUUUAGACACUCCAACCAGUGCCGAAAAGCAAUACGCCUAUCAUAGUCCUGAAUCAAACACACAAUCAUUUGAAAAUCAUCACACCAAAGAGACAGCCGAUAGUAAUAAUGAGAGCAGUCAAGGUCAACACUUUUCACAGACGUGUAGACCACUAUCUAACUUAGCUAUGCCAUCAACUCAGUAUUCAAUGCCACCACGUGCAGCUUCCGAUACUCAGUCUACAAUGGCUAGACAGAACAAUAUAAAUGCAAAUUUGUUUACUACAACCCCUUCACCACAACCACCAAAUUUAGGCUCAAGAUUAAAAAAUGAAGCAAAUUAUCACUAUGGUCCUACUGCUGAACGGACAAAUCAAUAUCAGGGUGAUAAUGAGGAGGAACAUAAGUUAAUUGCACGUUACAGUCAAGAAUUAAGGCAACACAGUGAACCUGAAUUGCCUCAUGAACAACAUGCAUCCGUGCUUCAAUCAAUGUCUUGCUCUACCGGGCCGAUGCUGAUGGAAAGAUCUACAAUAUCAGAUGGUGUAUCAAGUAAUGUUCCUGGAAUGGAACCAGAGCCUAUACAACCAUUUAUUAGUGGACACCUAAGUUUAGAUCGAAGACAGGCCGAUCGUGGAAUAGGCCUCCCUCAAAUAGGAAUAGGCAAUCCUGCACUACGUGGUUCCUUUUCUGGAUGGACAGCGCGAGCUUUAAAUAAUGCUUCACGUAUGGAUAACCAGUACGGUCCAACUAGUUAUUUGCAUCAAGGACCUUACCAAACUUCUCUAUAUCCAGAUGGUAAUACAGAUGUUUAUAAUACACGUCAUAUUCAGCGUACAUUCUCUCUGAGAGCAAGAUCACAACCUCCACCUGAAAUUCAAGAAGCUAUGUGGAGACCUGUAGGAAGCACAAAUAUGCUUUGUAGAUCACCAGCCUACCAUACAAACUACGCGAUUCAACAUCAGCAACAACCUUAUGGACAGAUACAACAGACUGUUCGAUCACUGGAAGAUGAACAUCGAGCUUUGCAGUAUGAAUAUGAUCGUCUCAGACAGAAGUCUAUAACGCCUACUAAUAUAUCAGCUUCGUAUGGUACAAUGAAUCGUAUACAAUAUGCCCAGCAACGUGGUAGUGCCAGUGCCAGAAUACCAAAUCCAAAUCUGUUACUCUAUCCUCAACCUUAUCAACCAACAGAAACAGGACGUGUAAAUAGCAGUAUACACAGAACUAUAACCCCAACUAAUUCACCAUGUAGAACAUUAUCUAUGAGUAGUGGUCACUUCUCAUCUGGUCAAUUGUAUUCAGGCAUCGUUCCUUCAUCAACCCAGAAUGUACCUGGUGCGAAUUUUGGACGAGUAAAUAGUUCCUUUAACGAUCUUGGCUACACUGUCGACCAAUAUGGUUCUGAAAUGCGUGGUGCGUCGCAUAAAUAUUCAGGACAUAUGAAUGAAGCAGUAAUGGUCGGUGGCGUAGCCAAUGAAGCCCAUCAGGAAUCCCGAUUAUUGUGGGAACAUAAAGGUCGUUUAGAAGCGAGGAUGGUAAUGCUUGAAGAACACAACCGGCAACUGGAACAACAGCUGCAACGCCUGCGUCAGUUUCUUGUAAGUGGUAGUUCUGUGUCUGACGCUAUUCCGCUGUCCAACACACAUCCGAUAGGCGAAUAUGUGGUUGGGAGGGCAGGUAAUGAAAACCAAAUAAGCUUGCGACAGCGUUCUUCAUCCGGUGGUAUCAAUAAAAGUGAUCCCAGAAGUUGUUCAGGAAGUGUAGGUCAAUUAGCUGAAACACCUGUCGAGCAUAAUCAGCCUUAUUCUUCUGCCAGACAGAGUACACAAAGAUCAUUCUCAGAAAGGUCUUCAGGUAAUCCGCUUCAAACUGUCUCACAUCCAAUGGUUGAUGAUAUACUUACAGAUACCCAACAACCAAAACCACGUAACAGAGAUAACUUUCUACAACGAAAACCCUCUGAUGUAGAGCAAUAG